AAAAAAAAAAAAAAAAAAAAAAAAAAAAAAAAAAAAAAGAGCAAAGCAACUCUCAAAAACCCUAGAAGAAACUUAAAUUCAGUUGAAAUUUGAUAAUCAAAACCCUAAAAGAUGAUGAAUUUUAAGCCACCGGAGACUAAAACGACGUCGUCUACAGCGGAGAAAGCGUUUUCAUUGAUAUCUAAGGGAUGGAAAGAGGUACGUUCUUCUGCAGACGCGGAUCUACAACUCAUCAGAAAUCGAGCCAACUCGUUCAAAAACUUAGCAGACAAGGAACUCGAGAAUUUCCUAAUUUCAGCUUCGAAAUCGCCCUUCAUUGUCCCAACAAUUACAGCUACUGCCACUACUAGGACGGCUCCGGCGGAAAUUGACUUUGUUAAGAAGCUCCGGCCUAAAUUAUCGGAGAUACGUAGGGCUUAUUCGUCGCCGGACUUUAAGUGGGCCCCGAAAGGGAAGCUCCGACUUAACCUGUCGGGUAUUAAGAAUGCGAUUGUGGCGGAAACUGAAGAUGAGGAGGAGGAUGAAGGGCAAUUUGGGAAAUGGAGGAGAGAGAGGUUUAAGGAUGAAGGGCAAUUUGGGGAAUUGAAUUGGGAGCCAAUUAAGGCUUUUAGUGCUCGGCUUAAGGAGCUGGAGGUAGAGGUCAAGAGCCCGAAUUCGUCACCGGUGGAGAUUUUUGAAGGGAUUAAGAACAGUGAAUUUGUGGAGAAAGUAAAAUCGAGCUUGAAAUCAAUUUGCAAGGAACCAGAGGUGACAAAGGGAGUUCCUCCACUGGAUGUGCCAGAGUUGUUAGCCUAUUUGGUUAGACAGUCAAGCCCCUUUUUGGAUCAAAUCGGCAUAAGAAGAGAUAUCUCCGAUAAGAUCGUAGAGAGUUUAUGCAGCAAACGGCGGGACAAACUUCUAUUACGUGCUUUACCUGAAGGAGAUUCUUCCCUUAUUGAAGGCGAUAAUAUAAAUGAUGAACUAGAUUUACGAAUUGCCAGUGUACUACAGAGUACUGGUCAUCAUUAUGAAGGUGGGUUUUGGAGCUCUGAUUCUACCAGGCAGAACGUAUCAGAUGGUAAAAGACAUGUAGCCAUAGUCACAACUGCUAGCCUUCCUUGGAUGACGGGAACAGCUGUAAAUCCUCUCUUCCGAGCGGCUUAUUUGGCCAAAUCUGAAAAGCAGAAAGUUACACUGUUGGUUCCAUGGUUAUGUAAAUCUGACCAAGAACUAGUUUAUCCAAACAAUCUUACAUUUAGUUCACCAGAAGAGCAGGAGCUCUACAUACGGAAUUGGCUUGAGGAAAGAGUCGGUUUCAAGACUGAUUUCAAGAUCUCGUUUUAUCCUGGAAAGUUCUCCAAGGAAAGGCGAAGUAUACUACCAGCUGGAGAUACUUCUCAGUUUAUCCCAUCAAGAGAUGCUGAUAUUGCAAUCUUAGAGGAGCCAGAACAUCUAAAUUGGUACCACCAUGGAAAACGCUGGACUGAUAAGUUUAACCAUGUUGUUGGUAUUGUUCACACAAAUUAUUUGGAGUAUAUCAAAAGAGAGAAGAAUGGGGCUCUUCAAGCUUUCCUUGUGAAACACAUAAAUAAUUGGGUCACUAGAGCACAUUGUGACAAGGUGCUGCGCCUUUCUGCUGCUACACAGGAUUUACCCAGGUCUGUGGUCUGCAAUGUUCAUGGUGUAAACCCGAAGUUUCUGAAAAUUGGAGAAAAAGUGGCUGCAGAAAGACAAAGUGGUGACCAAGUUUUCUCUAAAGGUGCGUACUUCUUAGGAAAAAUGGUUUGGGCGAAGGGUUACAGGGAGUUAAUAGACCUGCUGGCAAAGCACAAAAGUGACCUUGAUGGGUUUAAUGUGGAUUUGUUUGGCAAUGGGGAAGAUGCUCAUGAAGUGCAGUCUACAGCUAGGAUGUUAAAUUUGAAUGUCAACUUCAUGAAAGGCAGAGACCAUGCAGAUGAUUCUCUUCAUGGUUAUAAGGUCUUCAUAAAUCCUAGUAUCAGUGAUGUACUCUGUACAGCCACAGCUGAGGCACUUGCCAUGGGGAAAUUUGUAGUUUGUGCAGAUCACCCGUCUAAUGAGUUCUUUCGGUCAUUUUCCAACUGCUUGACCUAUACGACAUCUGAAGACUUUGUGGCAAAGGUUAAAGAGGCAAUGUCCAGUGAGCCUCAGCCUCUCAAUCCUGAGGAACAAUAUAAGCUUUCGUGGGAAGCUGCAACACAGAGAUUCAUGGAAUAUUCUGACCUCGAUAAGGUUUUGACUAGUGAGACACGCAGGGACGCAAGAAGCAGCAGUAAGGGCAUGGGAAAAUCAGUUUCCAUGCCAAACCUAGGAGGGAUGGUUGAUGGCGGUCUGGCAUUUGCGCAUUAUUGUCUCACGGGGAACGAGUUAUUGAGGUUCUGUUCGGGUGCAAUACCGGGAACACGGGAUUAUGACAAGCAGCAUUGCGAAGAUCUCCAUCUCUUACCUCCUCAAGUAGAAAACCCAAUUUAUGGCUGGUAGAUGUAUACCUUCUUGACCUGUAAAUCAUUGUUAGUAGUAUUACUAUGUACUAUAGGUGUGAUGUAACCUGGAUACUUGUAAGUCCUUAGUUGGUAUCAGUGGUGGAACCAGGAUAUUCACAUAAAAAGUAUUUUUGAUUUGUGUGAUUUUCUGGCAAA
Molecule: messenger RNA, 2636 nt
Organism: Lycium ferocissimum
Lineage: Eukaryota; Viridiplantae; Streptophyta; Magnoliopsida; Solanales; Solanaceae
Product: digalactosyldiacylglycerol synthase 1, chloroplastic-like
Exons: 8
Coding region: 112-2478 (788 amino acids)
Biological process (GO): galactolipid biosynthetic process
Cellular component (GO): chloroplast outer membrane
Molecular function (GO): digalactosyldiacylglycerol synthase activity
Source: RefSeq, a predicted model, not a curated record